AUGGCCCCGCAGAGAGCAGUGCAGCUGUCCCUGGAGAAGCCCACCUAUGCUGUGUGUGUGGUGGGAGUGGAGACGCAUGUGGACGUUCACAGGGACGUUCCCGAGGGUGCCAAGACCUUCGGGGUCUCCGGGAGCCCCGGCGUGGAGGUCUUCGUGGCCUAUGACCCCACGCAGGUGACAGAGCCUGCGGGCAAGACCCACUGGCCCCUGGAUGCCAGUGUGGAUGUGGUCUUGUCCGUGGGCACCGCCAGCAAGGACUUACAUGACUUGAAGGUAAAGGUCUCCUACUUCGGGCAGCCGGAGGCGGGCGCCCUGGCCCACAGCGUGCUCUACCUCACUGGCGUGGAUGUUUCCCUCGACGUGGACUUGGGCCGUACCGGCAAGAUGAAGAGAAGCCGCAGGAACAAGAGAACCUGGCACUGGGGCCCUGAGGGCCAUGGGGCCGUCCUGCUGGUGAACUGCGACCGGGACAGCGACAGGUCCAGGGACCCCGACCUCGAUGACGGCCAGCUGACGUCGCUGGCCGACCUGAAGGACAUGUCCCCCAUGGUGCUGAGCUGCGAAGGCCCGGACAGCGUCUUCGACAGCCACAGGCUGGUCUUGAACGUGCCCUCAUCUGAUGCCAAGAGACUGCGGGUCUUCUGUGCCCGGGGUGGGGUGUCCCUCUCGGACUACAGGCAGGUGCUGGGGCCCCGGCUCCUGUCCUACGAAGUGGAGCGGCAGCCGGGGGAGCGGGAGGUGCGCUUCCACGUGGAGGGGCUCGCCUUCCCCGACGCCGACUUCGCAGGCGUGGUCUCCCUCAGCGUGAGUCUGCUGGACACCAGGCCCCUGGCCGAGGUGCCCGUCUUCACAGACACCGUGACCUUCCGCGUGGCCCCCUGGAUCAUGACCCCCAACACCCAGCCCCCCCUGGAGCUGUAUGUGUGCAGCGUGGUGGACCCGCACGGCUCCAAUGAGAAGUUUCUGGCCGACCUGGCCUCGCUGGCGUCGAAGGCCGACUGCAGGCUGGUGGUCUGCCCGCGGGCGGAGAAUCGCAAUGACCGCUGGAUCCAGGACGAGAUGGAGUUUGGCUACGUGGAGGCCCCGCACAAGUCCUUCCCCGUGGUCUUUGACUCGCCCCGGAACAGAGGCCUGAGGGACUUCCCCUUGAAGAGGAUCCUGGGUCCUGACUUUGGAUAUGUGACCCGGGAGACCCUAACUUCCGGCGCCUCCAGCCUCGACUCCUUCGGCAACCUGGACGUCAGCCCGCCCGUCACGGUGGGCGGCAAGAACUACCCCCUGGGCCGGAUCCUCAUCGGCGGCAGCUUCCCCAGGUCCGGCGGGCGGCAGAUGGCCCAGGCGCUGCGCAGCUUCCUGCAGGCCCAGCGGGUGCAGCCGCCCGUGGAGCUCUACUCGAGCUGGCUGUCCGUGGGCCACGUGGACGAGUUCCUGAGCUUCGUGCCCACCUCCGACCCGAAGGGCUUCCGGCUGCUCCUGGCCAGCCCCAGCGCUUGCCUCCAGCUGUUCCACAAGAAGAGAGAGGAGGGCCACGGGGAGGCGGCCCAGUUUGAGGGGUUAAAACACAAGGCAAACAGAAGCAUCAACGAGAUGCUGGCAGACAAGCGUCUCAGGAGCGACAAUCUCCACGCACAGAAGUGCAUCGACUGGAACCGCGAGGUGCUGAAGCGGGAGCUGGGCCUGGCCGAGAGCGACAUCGUGGACAUCCCGCAGCUCUUCACCCUGAAGGGCUCCUACGCGGAAGCCUUCUUCCCCGACAUGGUGAACAUGGUGGUGCUGGGCAAGCACCUGGGCAUCCCCAAGCCCUACGGCCCCAUCAUCGACGGCCGCUGCUGCCUGGAGGAGAAGGUGCGGGCGCUGCUGGAGCCGCUGGGCCUGCACUGUGUCUUUAUCGACGACUUCCUGUCCUACCACGAGCUGCUCGGGGAGAUCCACUGCGGCACCAACGUGCGCCGGAAGCCCUUCGCCUUCAAGUGGUGGCACAUGGAGCCCUGA
Molecule: messenger RNA, 1992 nt
Organism: Lepus europaeus (European hare)
Lineage: Eukaryota; Metazoa; Chordata; Mammalia; Lagomorpha; Leporidae
Product: protein-arginine deiminase type-1-like
Exons: 16
Coding region: 1-1992 (663 amino acids)
Cellular component (GO): cytoplasm
Molecular function (GO): calcium ion binding; protein-arginine deiminase activity
Source: RefSeq, a predicted model, not a curated record